AUGGAGAUAGAAUCCAGCACAAAGAAGCGCGCCAAGGCCACGGGAGAAUCAUCAUCGGAGGACCGGCUGAGCGGCCUCCCCGACGACGUCCUCCACUCCAUCCUCGGCGGGCUCUCCCUCAAGAGCGCUGUCCGCACCGGCGCCCUCUCCACGAGGUGGGCACGCCUGUGGAUCCACGCGAUCGCCGCCUCCGCCGUCCUCGACUUCACCGACCGCGACUUCGUCCGCGGCCAGUCGCCGGCGCAGAUCGCAGCCACGGUGGCCCGCUGUAUCGCGAUACACGGCGCAGCGCCCAUCGACGUGUUCCGCGUUGCGCUGUCCCCGGUCGGCGCGCUCGGGCAGGACGUCCUCGAGUGGAUCGCGGCCGCCCUGGGGAGAGGCGCCCGGGAGGUUCGUGUAGACCUGGCGCGGCCGGGCAUCCUGCACAACGACGACGCAUCCCUGCUUCAGCUUCCAGAUGACUUGUUCCAGGUCGAGAACUCCCUGGCGGUGCUCAGCUUGGGCAGGUGCAGCCUCCGUGCCGUCCGGCCCGGCGCCGCGGGGCUCGCCGGCCUGACGUCGCUCUCCCUCGACCGCGUCGACGUCACCGACGAUGCCCUCCGGGACGUGGUCUCGGGGUGCCGGCUGCUCGAGUUCCUGAGCCUGAGGAGCUGCCACCUGCUCCGGUCGGUGAGGGUCAACGGCGAGAGGCUGCGGGGCCUGGAAAUCGUGUGCUGCCUGGCCAUGCGCGACCUGCAUGUGGCCGCGCCCGCGCUCGAGUCCUUCGCGCUCCACGGCGACAUCCUCUAUUCUAGGGACGACUACUUGACCGAGCCCAUCGUGUUCGUCGGCAAGGGCAACUCAAGGUCGACGUGGAACGCCGACACGCCGGAGCUGCGGGACGCGUACCUGUCCCACCUCGGCUUCGGCGAAUACGACCCAGUGAUUCACGACUUCGCGUACUCGUGCGCCUUGCUCAAGGUCGCGCACGCUAGGAUCUUGACACUCUGCUCCAAGGGCCUGCUGCACAUCGAUGUGGAGCGUAAUUGUCUUGAGCUCGAUGUGGAUACCCCGAACCUUGAAGAACUGCAGCUGCUCAUGGGUUCCAUGGGCGACGAUGAUCUCGCUCUUUUUGCUGGCUUCUUCGAGCUCACCGUUCCACCGCUUCUCGAGCGACUCUUCGUCCAGCUCCCGGCAGCUUGCAACGGCACGACGACCGGCGAAGACGAGGAUAUCGUUCUCGACGAGGAGAUCGUUCUCGACCACCUGACGUUCGUCAAGAUGAUGAACUUCCGCGGGACGACGCACGAGCUGAUGCUGCUCAGGUUCGUCCUGCGCAGGGCUCCUGUCCUCGAGCAGCUGGUGCUCGUCACACCAGAAGAAGAGGGAACCCCGACAAACCAUGGCAAGCUCCUUAAGAUCGUUCAAGAGCACGUGUCACAGAUCCGGAAGGCGUCUCCGGACGCCCAUAUCACCGUGUGCCGGCCGCAGGAGGACGACAGCCGGAGCCCUGCGCACACCAAGUACUACCACGAUGACCAGGAAAACUCCAGUUAGAGCGUUAAUUUAAUUCCACUUGUCACCAAGAUCGUUACUUGCACAACUGCGUCUAUGUUGUGGCUCGAACGAUACCUCGGCCUCGGCACGUUUGCGUGUUAUAUGAACGAGGGAAUAACCCAUCGCUAAGUCGAUUACAUCGAGUACAUUGAGGGAGGGGUAGAAAGGGUGGUACCUAUUGGAGUACUACUACAUACCGGAUACAUACCAAAGAAAUACAAGAGAGUAUAAACCCUGA
This is a messenger RNA of Lolium perenne, 1774 nucleotides long. Its product is annotated as F-box protein At3g62230-like. The record is from RefSeq and is a predicted model, not a curated record. Lineage: Eukaryota; Viridiplantae; Streptophyta; Magnoliopsida; Poales; Poaceae. Gene Ontology annotation, molecular function: protein binding.